AAAUAUGGCUACAAUUCCUUUAAUCGAACUAAUCGUUUGACACAUGGUUUGACACUUUCAAUUGACAUUCCUCUAUGCGACUGAUUUUUUGUCAAGGACGCGGGCUUGACAUCAUGAUUACGUGUUUGAAACGGAUUACUUUGACAAUUUGUUCGUGACAGAGUGAUGUCAACGUAGAAUAUGACUAGAUAUUUUAGCUUACUUAGUCGUACGUGUUACAGCUUCUGACGUGUUAACGUAUUUCUUGAGUUAUCUCAGAAAGUCGUGGUGAUUGUAAGGGAUUGCUGUGAAUUGAAUUGUAAGCAAAAAAAAAAAAAUUCUUUCAGUGUGUUACCUUCGACUUCUUAUUUAAGAAAAAUGGGUCUUGAAGACUACAAAGAUCUUGUUGGCACUGUUGCUGGUAUAGCAACAGUGGGCCAGAUGUUUUCUGGAGUGUUCAUUUGCAAAGACAUAGUUCAACAAGGGUCUACAAAAAAUGUUCCUGUGAUACCGUUCCUAGGUGGUGUUUCAAUGUCUAUAAUCAUGCUGAAGUAUGCAGACAUGCUGCAGGAUGGCGUCAUGAUGAACGUAAAUCUUACUGGUCUUGCCCUUAAUGCUGCGUACUUGAUAGUUUACUAUUUGUAUUGCCAUGAGAAGGGAGCGUUGUGGUCCCAGGUAUUCAAAGCAAUGGUGGCUGUAGGGCUAGUGCUGGCGUAUGCUGUGUUGGACAACCCUGUCAGAGCAGAGUUUUGGCUCGGCAUGAUAAUAACAGCAUUUAUGUUCGCGCUUAUAGCAUCCCCUCUUCUGUCUCUGGGCGAGGUCAUCAAGACGAAGAGCACUGCCAUGCUUCCGUUCCCGCUGAUUCUCUCUGGGACAGUCGUCACGUUCCUGUGGCUGCUUUAUGGAAUCAUAAUUCAAAAUACUUUCAUUCAAGUGCAGAAUGUAGUUGGGUUGUUGCUAAGCUCAGCGCAAUUGAUGCUUUUCGCAAUAUAUCCUAGACGUCCUGUCAGCAUCAAGAAAAAUUCGUGACUGCACUCCACAUAUUUGCAGUUGCACAAUAAAUAUUUUAGCCUGUGAUUUUAGAUUUUAUAGCAAAACCAUCUGCCUGCAGAAUUUAUAGCAAUACCUUUAUGUUAUAUGUUUUAAUUUUUUUUUAACUAUUUUGAUUGCACACUUGUUAUAUUUUGUAUUCGUACAUAGAUGCCAGACAAAAUCAUCAUUGAUUUGUUAAAUGUUGAUAUAAACUUUUGUUGUUUUUAGUUAAGUUUUUAUGCUUAAAAAGUCGUAGUCGUAGUUAAAGAUGUAUUUCGUAAAGUAGGAUACAAACCAUAUGUGCACUAUAGUUCAAUGAACAGUUCAUUGCUUUUGUCAAGUAAAUUUUUUUUAUUUUUUGGGCUCUCAAUAAUUCUAAAAUAAUAAAAUAUCUUAAUAAUAUUUUGUAAACUGUGAUACGGUUCCUAUUGACUAAUUUUUAAUGUACAUCAGUAUUCAUGGUCCUAUUUCACUGCAAACACUUGGGUUAACAUUCCAUUUGCUAUGAUGUCAGAGAAUUGUAAGAGAUUUUUUGUAGGCUUGAGUCAUUAUUAAGUACAGAUAAUUGCAUAGCUAAGAUGCCACGAUCAUUGUGUGAAUGCCUAAGCCUAGAAUCGUUGAGAGGGCAAUAGAGUUGAAUUUUUUUGACAACUACUGCAGAUAAUUUUGAUGGUGCAUCAGGUUCUUUGAGGUAUUAAACAGGUGUGAGCACAUGAUGUCACAACUUAAGUUUUCUUCGCCUUUCCCAUAAAUAAUAGUAGGGUUUUGUAGAUACAAGCAUUUUGCACUUGUAUUUUUCAGUUUCUUAACUUAGUUUUGAGAAAUGUUUAUUCAUAAAAGUGUGUCUAUUUUUGUUAAAAGAAUAUAUCAACUGGUUUACUUAAUUUUAAAUGGCUUGCAUUAAAAUAAAAUGGUUAACUUUAAUGAUUCAAAUAAUAAUAAAAAGUUAUUAAAUAACAGGACAUAAGUUGGUGAUUGUUGAACUACAAUAGUUCAUUUUCAGAGGUUAAAGAAAUAAGUAUUGGUCAGGUGUUUGCUGUGAAGACGGGACUUUAUAAUAGGUUUUCCUGUAUGUUGUGCCUUUGUUAACUCUGUGUGGCAAAGUUUACUCUUAACAAGUUUGCACUUAUACGUUCUGAAAAUAUAGAAACGGAAUGUGCAGUUUCUUUGAAUACAUGGGUGUGCUUGUAAAUCAUCUCUAUCAUAAAACUUUACUAUUCAGCUUAUUGGUUUCAAUAAAGAACAAAUAGCUUAGUUGUAAAUUAAUAGUACCUGUGACUAAAUGAACACACAUAAAUAAUUUUGUUUAUUUACAUUUAAAAUAAAUUUUUUGUCAUUUUUGUUUUUAUAAUUGAUUUAGUGGAUUAAAAAAAUGUUUAAUUUAAUUGAAAUGUUUUUAAACUUCAAAGUUUUUGGUUAUGUACUGAGGGCGUACCGGUGCUAAGGUUGGAUUAUCGGUGGAAAUUAAUGGGCGCCACCACGUGAGUGGGCACGUGGACCCGGCUAGAAAACUCUAACUCAGGGCGUUACGUGGCCCAUGUGCGGCGAGAUAUUAGCCUUCCUGAUUUUUUACGCAACACCUGUCCCUAACUAAGCCCGCUCUCAGCGUCGGGCACGCUCCUAAUUAUCGCAGUGGACUCUCAGGGCGUCCCACACGCCACUGACUGGUUAAGGACCCACGUGGCCCCCCCGAACACAGAAACACGUGACUCAGUUAAUUGGUUUUUAUUACUCACGGUACACGCCCUUACACAAUCCUCCGUUGAUACAGCUAUAAAACGCCAGAGGCACGAAUUGAAUUAGGUGAGGAGGCGAACCACGCACGUGGUCGCCUCAAGUCGCAGACACGUCCACCCUCGGCCGGCUGGAGAAAGAGACUGGGCUGAGACCAGGGCUUGCGGGAGGCAACAUGGCGCCCUUCGCGCCGAACACAAUUACCGUUACAACUUAGCUGUGGCGUGCCCCGGGUUACUAUUGAAAAAUACAUAAAUCCUUUUACAAAAAUUAGUACAUUACAUCCAUGCCCAGACCGUCUGUAAUAAUUACUUAUAUGAAUAAAAUGGUUUAAAUGAAGUUGCAUGCUAGUUCCUCCGUCGCCCGCUAGGGAGCGUCCUUGUUCGUGCUUGCACUUAUUAAAUAACAAAACAUCAUGAAUUAGUUAAAUAAAAGACACUCACAUGCAUAGCCGUUGUGACACUAUUUUGAGGCGAAAAGAAAAGGAUUACAAUAUUUAUUAAUAUAUAUUAGGGGUGCGGCGCACUGCAGCCAAGUGCCCUCUUGCCGGGCUAGCAACACACGCGCACACGCACGCACAAGCGGGAGAUUUGAACAGAUGGUGGCGUUUGGGCGGUGGCAUAUCGGGCUCAAAGGGGCCGCAGGCCCGGACGACGUCAGUACAUUGUAUACGUAGUUUAAGUAUUCUAAAAGCAAAAAAAAAAAAAAAAUUGUCUCAGAAGAAUAUUUAUCUGUCAGUGCUGAUGUUUUUAACCUAGACACUGUGUGCCUUGAGUAAAUUGUUGCUUUUAAAAUAAAAUUGUUACAUUUGCUGAAAAGAAGGUAUUUUGUGAGUUAAUGGAAAAGUUGAGAGAGAAAUAUAAAUUAUUGUAUUGUUAUUUACAUGUAA
Molecule: messenger RNA, 3634 nt
Organism: Bacillus rossius redtenbacheri
Lineage: Eukaryota; Metazoa; Arthropoda; Insecta; Phasmatodea; Bacillidae
Product: sugar transporter SWEET1-like
Exons: 7
Coding region: 358-1008 (216 amino acids)
Biological process (GO): carbohydrate transport
Cellular component (GO): membrane
Molecular function (GO): sugar transmembrane transporter activity
Source: RefSeq, a predicted model, not a curated record